This is a messenger RNA of Ipomoea triloba (trilobed morning glory), 1367 nucleotides long. Its product is annotated as 2-methylene-furan-3-one reductase. Gene Ontology annotation, molecular function: zinc ion binding; oxidoreductase activity, acting on the CH-CH group of donors, NAD or NADP as acceptor. The record is from RefSeq and is a predicted model, not a curated record. NCBI's taxonomy places the organism in Eukaryota, Viridiplantae, Streptophyta, Magnoliopsida, Solanales, Convolvulaceae. The transcript is spliced from 4 exons. Bases 46 to 1197 code for a protein of 383 amino acids.
GAGCUGGGAAGAGAAGCAGAAAAGCAAACCAAAAAAAAAAAAAUCAUGGAAGCACUGCUCUCCUCCACAACUCUUCCAGUGAGAACCCUUCACCCUCCUCCCCACUCUCCACCCUGUCUUUCUGCAGUGUUCAGAGUUCAGAGGAGCAGAAAAGCUGCAGAUUCUUGGGCUCAGAGGGCUCAGUUAUCUUUGAGAGUGUUGGCAAGUUCCCAGGCUGCUGUCCCUGCAUCAGCUGAGGCCUCUACAGUCACAUUUUUUCCCUUCGAGAUGAAUGCUUGGACCUAUGGGGAGUAUGGGGGUGUUGAUGUUUUGAAGAUGGAAUCCAAUGUUGCAGUGCCUGAGAUACAGGAUGAUCAGGUCUUGAUCAAAGUUGCUGCUGCGGCUCUCAAUCCUGUUGAUUCCAAGCGCAGACAGGGCAAGUUCAAGGCCACUGAUUCCCCUCUUCCUACUGUACCGGGCUAUGAUGUUGCUGGUGUAGUAGUCCAAGUUGGUAGUCAAGUAAAAGGGCUAAAACAAGGUGAUGAAGUUUAUGGAAACAUAAAUGAGAAAGCAUUGGAAGGACUGAAGCAGUUUGGUUCAUUAGGUCAGUACACUGCAGUUGAGGAGAAACUUUUGGCUUUGAAGCCAAAGAAUCUGAGUUUUGAAGAGGCUGCUGGGCUUCCUCUUGCCAUAGAGACCGCCUACGAAGGUCUUGAAAGGACAGAAUUUUCCUCUGGAAAAUCCAUCCUCGUCUUGGGUGGUGCAGGAGGAGUUGGAUCUCUCGUCAUUCAGCUGGCAAAGCAUGUAUAUGGUGCUUCAAAAGUUGCAGCUACAUCCAGCACUGGCAAGUUGGAGUUGUUGAAAAGCUUAGGUGCUGAUUUGGCUAUUGACUACACAAAGGACAACUUUGAAGACCUACCAGACAAGUUUGAUGUGGUCUAUGAUACAGUUGGGCAGGGAGAGAAGGCAGUUAAGGCGGUGAAGGAAGGCGGGAAAGUGGUGGUGUUAACCGGUGCAGUCACGCCACCCGGUUUCAGGUUCGUAGUAACAUCCAAGGGAGAAGUGUUGACGAAACUCAACCCUUUCCUAGAAAGUGGGAAGGUGAAGCCAGUGAUAGACCCCAAGGGUCCAUUUCCAUUUGACAAGGUUGCAGAAGCAUUUUCUUACCUUGAAACUGGGCGUGCCACUGGGAAAGUUGUUAUACAUCCUAUUCCCUAAGAGCCACUUUAGAGUUGAUGAUUCUUAACAAAGAUAUACUAAGUGGAAGAAAAAGUUUUGCUGUGUAGAGGACUCAGAUUGUGCUCAUUGUUCUACCUACCUUUCAUUGUACAUUUGGAGUAAAGCAUGAUCACAGUACUAUGAUUCAAUAAUCUGUCUAAUUCGGAGCC